AUCCGACUCUCUCCAGUCAAGUUUGCAGCCCGCGAGCGCAGCGCGUCGCCAGUGACCGUUUUGCGGCGAGUCAAGUUUACAGCGCUGAAACAGGAGCGAUGGAACAGCCCACGGCGUCCGGCGAUUUGGCCGACCUGUAUUCCGUGAUCCCCUACAAUGGCAGCUUCGAGGACGACCCAGUGGACUUCUAUCCGAACGGAAACGGCACGGAUCAGAGCCCGGUGAAAAGCGCUACGGGUAUAAUAAUCGCGAUAUCCAUAACGGCCCUCUACUCGGUCAUCUGUGUGGUGGGACUUCUUGGGAACAUUCUCGUGAUGUACGGAGUGGUGAGGUACACGAAGAUGAAGACCGCCACCAACAUCUACAUCUUCAACCUGGCCCUGGCCGACGCCCUGGCCACCAGCACCCUUCCGUUCCAGAGCGCCAAGUACCUGAUGAAGACCUGGCCCUUCGGCGAGCUCAUCUGCAAGGUGGUGAUCGCCAUCGACUACUACAACAUGUUCACCAGCAUCUUCACGCUCACCAUGAUGAGCGUGGACCGCUACAUCGCCGUGUGCCACCCGGUGCGGGCGCUGGACUUCCGCACGCCCCUCAAGGCCAAGAUGAUCAACGUCUGCAUCUGGAUCCUCUCGUCCGCCAUCGGGGUGCCCAUCAUGGUGAUAGCCGUCACCAAGGACAACGACAAAGGUAAAACCAUCUGCACGCUGCACUUCCCCGACCCCGACUGGUACUGGGACAUGGUGACGAAGAUCUGCGUCUUCAUCUUCGCGUUCGUAGUGCCGGUGCUGGUGAUCACCAUCUGCUACGGCCUGAUGAUCCUGCGCCUGCAGAACGUGAGGCUCCUCUCCGGGUCCAAGGAGAAGGACCGCAACCUCCGGCGCAUCACGCGCAUGGUGCUGGUGGUGGUGGCCGCCUUCAUCAUCUGCUGGACGCCCAUCCACAUCUUCAUCAUCGUCAAGACGCUGGUGGACAUCGACCAGAAGAACCCCUACGUGCUGGCCAGCUGGCACCUGUGCAUCGCCCUGGGGUACACCAACAGCAGCCUCAACCCCGUCCUCUACGCCUUCCUGGACGAGAACUUCAAAAGGUGCUUCCGGGACUUCUGCCUGCCGUUCCGCUCCCGGAUGGACCAGAACAGCUUCUCGCGGGCGCGGACCACGGUGCGGGAGCCGGUGUCGGUCUGCGCCCCGGCGGAGGCGGGGAAGAAGCCGGUAUGACUAGAC
This is a messenger RNA of Conger conger (European conger), 1223 nucleotides long. Its product is annotated as delta-type opioid receptor-like. Gene Ontology annotation, molecular function: G protein-coupled enkephalin receptor activity; neuropeptide binding. The record is from RefSeq and is a predicted model, not a curated record. Bases 99 to 1217 code for a protein of 372 amino acids. Gene Ontology annotation, biological process: G protein-coupled opioid receptor signaling pathway; neuropeptide signaling pathway. The transcript has 4 exons. Gene Ontology annotation, cellular component: membrane; neuron projection. NCBI's taxonomy places the organism in Eukaryota, Metazoa, Chordata, Actinopteri, Anguilliformes, Congridae.